AUGCAUUUGGGUGUCGCAUUAGAAAUAAUAAAAUCUCAUGACGAAUUUGGAAAGCUAGUUAUUUAUCGUACUGUGAGUAAUUUUAACAAAAUUACGUUAUCAAGUGCCGACAUAAAAAACCCGCCAUGCUUUUUCUGUAUUUACCUGUAAAAAUGGCGGGUUGUUUAUGUCGGCAUCUAAUAAUGUACUUUGACUUUACAAAUUUACUUUUUAAAUGACAUUUAUACUGUUUUAAUGUUUUUUUCAGUUUUUUGCUUAUUUUCUGAAUAGUUUGCCAUUGUUGCUACACUUUAAAUUUUUGUGGUAUACUCGCGAGUUUUACGAUCUUUACGAAGCCGAUUCGGUUGACGAAAGAAGUGAUGAUGAAGAUAACGAACUACACAUCUAUGACGAAGAUUAUGCCAUCUAUAACGGCGAAGAUUAUGAGGCUGCCUACAAUACGCUACAAAAUCAAGAAAGUCAACUAGAGUACAAUGACACCGAAGCCUAUUAUGCUGUUGUAUACGAACAUAACGAAUCGGCCGAAAGUGAUGAUGAUGACGAUUAUUCGAUGUUGACGGAAGACUUCAGAGUGCUACUGGAAAGGUUAGAAGAAGUUACACACCACCAAAUUCGUGGUAAAUUAACCGAAAAAGAUUUUGACAGAAAAAUCUUUGAACUUUUUUUUUUUUUUUAUUUAUAGAUACGGCUUUUAACAUUUGUGUACCACUCAUUGUAAGCAAAGAAAGAUUUAAUAAAUGAUAUUUCAAGAUAAAAAAAUAAACAUAAAAAGUUACAUUCAUUAUCAAUAAAAAAACCAAAUUUUUUAACAAAACUCUUUUAAACCAAUAUAAAACAACUUUUCCUACCCCCAACCCUAAAAAUAGUACAAAAAGUACCAUAAAAUGCCAAAAAUGCGUACGCCACUUGAGAUUCCAAGGACGUCUCCGAUCCAAGUACUAAUCAAGCGCACCGUUGCUUAACUUGCCAGAUCGGACGGGAUGGCGUGCGUUCAACGGGCUAUGGGCGUACACAACUCUCUCUCUUUCCUUUUCAAACCCUUUCCUUUUGGGGCUGAUUAGUGGGUCGAAGGGGGUAAAAUUGGGUUGAAAAGGGUGUUUUUGGUGAUAAAAUGUAAAGAAAAAUAAAAUUUUUGCAAAUUUUUAACUUUUCAAAUCAAUUUAUUAUUUUUUUAGAUAAGAGUUUGUUUUGUCCUCCCCCAGACUGA
Messenger RNA from Bursaphelenchus okinawaensis, 1207 nucleotides. Lineage: Eukaryota; Metazoa; Nematoda; Chromadorea; Rhabditida; Aphelenchoididae. The record is from the annotation of a GenBank genome assembly.